Dalotia coriaria is the source of this 1521-nucleotide messenger RNA. It is a transcript of the gene Cdk9, whose product is annotated as Cyclin-dependent kinase 9. Gene Ontology annotation, biological process: protein phosphorylation; positive regulation of transcription elongation by RNA polymerase II. Gene Ontology annotation, molecular function: ATP binding; cyclin binding; RNA polymerase II CTD heptapeptide repeat kinase activity. The transcript has 4 exons. Gene Ontology annotation, cellular component: nucleus; cyclin/CDK positive transcription elongation factor complex. The coding region runs from base 190 to 1383 and encodes 397 amino acids. The record is from RefSeq and is a predicted model, not a curated record. NCBI's taxonomy places the organism in Eukaryota, Metazoa, Arthropoda, Insecta, Coleoptera, Staphylinidae.
AUAGUUAACUAUUCCACUAAUACAUGGCCAAUAUUGAUGGUAUAAAGUGACAUGCAUGUCAUUGUAAAUAGUCAACAAUACUGAAGUUUACAAGUUUAUCAUCUGUUGUGUAAAAAGGACUUCUUCUAAUGUUUUCUCAACAAAAUACGUCAUUUUAAACAUUGAGAGAAUACAAAACAGGUCUGCACGAUGCAAACGCCUGCGGACGCAGCGCGUUCGCGCGAAAACAAUAAGAUGAUGAAUACCAGGGAGAAAGAAGACUAUAUUGAGAACUGUAUGUUCCCAUUCUGUGAUGAAAGUGGCAAAUAUGAAAAGGUUGCUAAAAUAGGACAAGGAACUUUUGGGGAAGUAUUCAAAGCCAGAGAUAAAAGUAAUCCAAACAAAUAUGUAGCAAUGAAAAAGGUUCUAAUGGAAAAUGAGAAAGAAGGUUUUCCAAUCACAGCUUUAAGAGAAAUUCGAAUAUUACAACUUCUGAAGCAUGAGAAUGUAGUAAAUUUAAUCGAAAUCUGUCGAACGAAAGCAACUCAGUUUAACAAAUAUCGCUCGACGUUCUACCUGGUUUUCGACUUCUGUGAACACGAUUUAGCUGGACUACUUUCGAACGUAAACGUGAAAUUCAGCCUGGGUGAAAUCAAAAAAGUCAUGCAGCAGUUACUCAAUGGACUAUACUACAUUCACAGCAACAAAAUUUUGCAUCGUGAUAUGAAAGCCGCCAAUGUGCUCAUCACGAAAAACGGAAUCCUCAAAUUGGCUGAUUUUGGAUUGGCGCGUGCAUUCAGCGCUAACAAAAACGGUGAACCUAAUCGUUUCACGAACCGCGUGGUAACGCUAUGGUAUCGCCCACCAGAACUGCUGCUUGGUGAGCGCAACUACGGCCCACCGGUUGACUUAUGGGGUGCGGGUUGUAUCAUGGCCGAGAUGUGGACACGAUCGCCCAUUAUGCAGGGCAACAGUGAGCAGCAGCAGUUGAUCUUCAUCUCACAGUUAUGCGGGUCGAUCACGCCAACUGUAUGGCCCGGCGUUGAAAACCUCGACUUGUACAAGACGAUGGAGUUGCCACAGCUGCAAAAGCGCAAGGUGAAAGAACGCUUAAGGCCGUACAUGAAAGAUCCGUACGCGUGCGAUUUGCUCGACCGUUUACUGGUGCUGGACCCAAGUAAACGCGCUGAUUCCGACUCGGCGCUCAAUCACGACUUCUUCUGGACUGAUCCGAUGCCAUGCAGUCUUAGUAACAUGCUGGCCAAUCACCACCAGAGUAUGUUCGAGUUCCUAGCGCCGCCGCGGCGCGCCACACACAUGCGCACGCAUCAUUCACUGCCCGGUGCGCGGCCACCAGCUUCAUCCGUGCAGGAUAGCAGUAGUUAUCAGGAUCGAGUGUUUUAAAUUUGACCAAGUUCGUCAAGGGCGUCAAUGAAAUCUUCAAUGAUGAGCUCCAUUAAAGUCGGGAAUGUCUAGGAGAAAAAAUUAAAUUAGAAAACAUAUUUUGUUUAAAGCGUCUCCCAACAUAAAACAUAUAUGAAC